This is a messenger RNA of Mustela erminea (ermine), 945 nucleotides long. Its product is annotated as putative olfactory receptor 2B3. The record is from RefSeq and is a predicted model, not a curated record. Gene Ontology annotation, molecular function: olfactory receptor activity; G protein-coupled receptor activity. NCBI's taxonomy places the organism in Eukaryota, Metazoa, Chordata, Mammalia, Carnivora, Mustelidae. Gene Ontology annotation, biological process: G protein-coupled receptor signaling pathway. Gene Ontology annotation, cellular component: membrane.
AUGAACUGGGCUAACGAGAGCUCCUCAAGAGAGUUUAUACUACUUGGCUUCUCAGACAAGCCCUGGCUACAAAUGCCUCUGUUGCUCCUAUUAAUAUCAUACACAAUCACCAUCUUUGGCAAUGUGUCCAUAAUGAUGGUGUGCAUUCUGGAUCCCAAACUUCACACACCCAUGUAUUUCUUUCUCGCUAAUCUCUCCAUCUUAGAUCUGUGCUAUACCACAAGCACAGUCCCUCAUAUGUUGAUAAAUAUUUGUCGCAACAAAAAGACCAUCAGCUAUGGUGGCUGUGUGGCCCAGCUCAUUAUCUUCCUGGCCCUGGGUGCUACUGAGUGUCUCCUCCUGGCUGUCAUGUCCUUUGACAGAUAUGUGGCAGUCUGCAGACCCCUGCACUAUGUAGUCAUUAUGAAUCAUUGGUUCUGCUUAAGGGUGGUAGGCUUCUCGUGGCUCACUGGCUUCAGUAACUCAGUGUUGCAGUCUUCCUUGACCCUUAACAUGCCACGCUGUGGUCACAAAGAAGUGGAUCACUUUUUCUGCGUGGUGCCUGCCCUUCUCAAGUUAUCAUGUGCUGACACAAAGCCCAUUGAGGCUGAACUCUUUUUCUUUAGUGUAUUAAUUCUGCUAAUUCCAGUGACAUUGAUCCUCAUUUCCUAUGGCUUCAUAACUCAUGCAGUAUUGAGAAUCAGGUCAGCAGAAGGACGACGAAAAGCUUUUGGGACAUGUGGGUCCCAUAUGGUAGUGGUGCCUCUAUUUUUUAGAACAGGAACAGGUAUAUACAUGUACCUACAACCACCUUCAUCCACCUCUAAGGACUGGGGAAAGAUGGUUUCCCUCUUCUAUGGGAUCAUCACACCCAUGUUGAAUCCCCUCAUCUACAGCCUUAGAAAUAAAGAUAUGAAGGAGGCCUUCAAGAGGGUGAUCCCAAGAAUCCUUUUCUACAAAAAAUAA